AUUUUUUAUCACAACUGCGCGAUGGUCUCACUAACCCAGCUCUUAUCAAAAACCGGCGAAUUAUAGAAUUAAUUAGUUUCAUUCCAUAAAAUUGAUAAUAAACCUUCCCACAUAGAGUCAGCAACACCGUCUUACUAUGAGGUGGAAGGGAAAAGCCUUGCCCUUCUUUCUGGUCCUCCAGCUUUACGUGCUGCAGGUCUCCGCUAACCAAGAGGGAAUCCCCCAAAGUCUGAAACACAACAAAGAAUGGCCUUUGUUCGAGUAUGGAGAGAUUAGGAAGCCAACACCCACCAAGGGACUGCUGUAUCCCCGGGAGUCGGAGACGCGGGAGGUGCGCAGCCUGGACGGCAUGUGGCGGCUGGUGAGGAGUGACCCCAAGGAUCCGCUCCAGGGCAUUCGCGAGAAGUGGUAUGCCAACAGCCUGAGGAUGAGCGGGAAGGAAGUCAUACCCAUGCCCGUGCCCGCCUCCUACAACGAUAUAGCCACAACGGACAGCCUAAGGGAUCACGUGGGCACCGUUUGGUACGAGAGGACCUUUUAUGUGCCCCGCCUCUGGAAGGACGGUGUUCGCACCUGGUUGCGCUUUGGCAGCGUUCACUACUCGGCCAUAGUGUGGAUCAAUGGCAGGAACGCCACCAGCCACUCCAUCGGCCACCUGCCAUUCGAGGCGGAUAUCUCCGCACUGCUGAACUUUGGCGGCGAGAACCUGGUCACGGUGAUGUGCGACAACAGGUUGGGAAACCGCACAAUUCCCCAGGGAUCCGUUUACCAGGCCUCUACCGAUAAAGGCACUGUGCCUGUCCAGAGCUACACCUUCGACUUCUUCAACUAUGCGGGGAUCCACCGAAGCGUGCACCUGUACACGACUCCACUAAUCCAUAUCAGCGACCUGGAGGUGCGCACCCUGUACAGCAGCAACGGGAUGGGACGCAUAGACUACCGUCUUUGGGUGGAUGCAAGCCAAGCGGCGGAAUAUCAACAAAUGUUGGUCACAAAUCUCAGGGUUGUGCUGAGAGACCGCGAUGGUACGGAGGUUGGACAGCAGAUGAAUCGAUUGGUUUAUCAAGGCUCCCUGCUAGUGCCCAGUGCUAAACCAUGGUGGCCCUACCUCAUGAAUUCCGAUCCUGGCUAUCUUUACAGUAUGGAGUUUCAGUUAGUCGUUGCCUGCAAUGAGGAUGACUCGGGCUGUGCCUUGCAGGAUGCUUACCGCUUGCCAGUGGGUAUACGCACCCUGAGCUGGAGCAAUCAGAGCUUGUUGCUCAAUGGAGUACCGCUCUACCUGCGGGGAUUUGGCCGCCACGAGGACUCCGAUAUACGAGGCAAGGGUCUGGAUAAUGCGCUUUUGGCCCGCGACUUCAACCUGCUGAAGUGGAUCGGGGCGAAUGCCUAUCGCACCUCACACUACCCCUACUCGGAGGAGUCCAUGCAGUUCGCCGACGAGCAAGGCAUCAUGAUUAUCGACGAGUGUCCUGCUGUUAACAUCGACAUUUUUGAGCCGCAACUGCUGGAGCAACACAUGUCUUCGCUGGAGCAGCUCAUCCACAGGGACAGGAACCACCCAAGCGUCAUCGCUUGGUCGGUGGCCAAUGAGCCGCGCUCAGCCAAGCCGGGAGCCCUAGAAUAUUUUGAGACCUUGGUGACCUAUACGAGAAGCAUUGCCCAGGGACGUCCUCUUACGGCUGCCAUAAAUGCUAGUCCCUCGACCUGCCACUUGGCGCAAUUUCUGGACAUUGUGGGGUUUAAUCGCUACAACUCCUGGUACCAGAACGCCGGACGCACGGAUAUGAUUGUCGACCAGCUGACCGAAGAGGCCGAGAGUUGGCGGGACAAGUUCGAAAAGCCGAUUAUUCAGUUUGAGUAUGGCGGCGACACCAUGGAAGGCAUGCAUUCGUUGCCAGCCUUCAUUUGGUCCGAGGAAUACCAGGUGCAGCUCUUCUCCAAGCACUUUAGAGCCUUCGAUGAGCUUCGUGGGAAGCGGUGGUUCAUAGGAGAGUUUGUGUGGAACUUUGCAGAUUUCCGAACGGCGCAGACCAUAACGCGUGUUGGUGGCAACAAAAAGGGUGUCUUUACCAGAAACCGACAGCCCAAGGAGGUGGCUCACCUCCUCAGGCAGCGUUACUUUGCCAUUGCCCGGGAGUUGGACCAUUGUCCGCUACCCGAGGACCUAACCGUGUACAUAUCCAGGCAUUCCAAGCACAGCAGGCACAACGAGCUUUAAGAAGUUUUUAUAUUAAUCCUAGGAUUCUUGCAACGAAGUGAUCUUGAAGCUAUUUGCAAUAUAUAUAUACAUAUUUAUUGUUUGACUAGCUUCAUUUUUAGAGCUUUACAGUAUCUUGAAGGUAUUUGCAUAUUUACAUAAAUGAAGACUCUUUUAAUUGAAUAUUUUACCCGCUUAUCAGUUAAGGAAUACAAAAGUAUACACUUUAGUGUUUGACACAAGGGUGUCUAAAAUCAUAAAAUGUCAAUUAAUCGACGUAAUAUUUAUACGUUUUGUACUUAUUAAACUUUAUUACCAAAGUAGCCAAUUUCCCAUUAAAACUAUCUAUUCUUAAAAAUCAA
This is a messenger RNA of Drosophila kikkawai, 2559 nucleotides long. RefSeq names its product beta glucuronidase (gene betaGlu). Gene Ontology annotation, molecular function: carbohydrate binding; beta-glucuronidase activity. Lineage: Eukaryota; Metazoa; Arthropoda; Insecta; Diptera; Drosophilidae. Gene Ontology annotation, biological process: carbohydrate metabolic process; glucuronoside catabolic process. The record is from RefSeq and is a predicted model, not a curated record.